AUGGGUAUCAUCAAGAAGAAGUCGAAACAAUCACGGCUGCUUUUGAAAGUCAAGGUUAUCCAGGCGCGCAAUGUUACCAUUGAGAAUUCUGGCUGCAAUCCUAUAUGUUUAGCGACAACUAAUGGGGUGUUUACGAAGACAAAUAAGCAGAAAAACACUACUUCACCUACUUGGAAUCAAGUGCUUAAACUUAGGCUGCCCGAUCGUCCGUAUUCCGAGCACUUGCGCAUAGUCAUUUAUGAUGUCCUCACGAGUACGUUCGGUGAGAAUGGAGUUGAGGAAAACGGGCAUAAAGAUGCCAAUGCAUACGAUACAUCGAGAAAAUAUCUCUACCUUGGAGAAGUACAGGUCUCAUUACUUGAACUAUUUCGGAAGAGAGACAACCCUACCAGUUACAAAUUCUCAUCGGGACCUUCCUGGUAUCGCCUUUACAAUAGAAACGCCAUCAAGUAUGCGCAUGCUAAACUUGAGCAUGCGCCAACAUCUUUAGCCGUAGGCGAAGUGCAAUUAGCGUUCUCACUAGAUUGUCCAAAAGGCCAGACACUUUUUAAAGCAUUUAACGAUUGGCAAAUGACACUGGUGGAAGACCUAGAGCGCCUUAAGAAACAACGUUCAUCAAGUAGAAGCAGGAGCAAUUUGGAUCUUCUUUCAACUGCCGUGGCGGAUGCUGCGUCUGUAAUCUCCGAUGUUUCCUCAGAUGCCACUGAUUUCGAAGAUAUCGUGGAGGUGCCGAGCUUAGAAGAGACGGAGACAACCGCAAACACAGAGCUGGUCAGUUUAAAGUAUCUUUAUGAGCAGUUUGGAGAGCUACUGGAUGACGAGGAUGAUGACGAAGCGGAAGAAGAUUUCGAAGAGGAGGAUGAAAACGAUAUUGAAGAUAUUGAAGAUAUUAAUGAUGACGACGAUGACUUCGCCGAUUUCGAUGAUGUAACAACGAAUUUGCAUUUGAAUAAAGUUGCAACGGCACUUGAUGAAUAUGAUGUUGUUUUAUCUACCUCAAAUCUAUCCUUAGAUCCUUCCACAAAUCCGACUUCCCAACUGACCAACGAUGAUAUAAUCUAUGAAUAUAGUGACGAGAGCGACGGAAAAGAAAGCCAACUGAUGAUGCUUAUGCAGAAUAACAGAAAACCUCGCAGACGUGGGCGGCACAGAAAUGGAAUGAAGUUUCAGUUAUCCAAAAGGGAGCACGCAGCUGGUGUCAUCUUUUUGGAUAUCGAGAAAAUCAUCAACCUACCGGCUCUCCGAAAUAAAUUCUCAAAGAGAUACUUGAUGGACCCAUUUGUCAUUAUAACAUUCGGCAGAAGGGUAUAUAAGACCUCAUGGCGCAAGCAUUCGUUAAAUCCAGUUUACAAUGAGCGCAUAGCGUUUGAAAUUUUCUCUAAUGAAACAAAUUUUGACUUUCACUUCAAGGUUGUUGAUAAAGAUUCUUUUUCUUAUCACGACAAUGUUGCUGAGGCUAGCAUCUCUUGGUCCGAGCUAGAUAAUAUGCAGCAUGAAAAUGGUGAAGGUUAUGCAAUCCCACUUACUCUAAACUUGAAACUCAACGACGAUCUUCAUUCUGACGAUUACUCUCCACAGCUCUUUGCGAAGUUCAGUUUUGUUUCUUACAAGAAUCUGAAAAAACAUUUUUGGGAAAGGGUCAUCAACUAUAUGUCGACUCUGAAGGAAUUUGAUAUAGUCGAAUUGAGUUUAUUUAUGGAUCAAAUCGGUACCUUUGCCGAUGACGAAAUAAUGAACUGUUUUUACUACGCAGGCAAGUCUCCUUGGGCUUAUGAUAAAGUAACAAGGGAAGAGGUUGUUGAGUACCUACAAUUAUUGAAAAGUUCUGCGGGAUUCAAAAAGAUAAAAAAGUGCCCUCUUUGCUUCAGAAGGUACAAAAGCACCAGAAAUGCUGUUAAUUCGAAGCUCACCAUGGAUAAUGACCUAAUUACUCAUUUUGCUAUCUGUUCUGCUCGUGACAACAAAAAGAAACUCCUGAAGCCUUCAUAUGUUUCGUCUGAUUUCGCAUCCAAGAGAUGGUUCUCCAAGUUUCUCAUAAAAUUAACUUACGGUAGAUAUGCACUUGGCUCCAAUAAUGCCAACAUUCUCGUGCAAGAUAGGGAUACUGGUGUUGUUAUCGAGGAGAAAAUCAGUGCACACGUCAAAUUAGGAAUAAGAAUUAUUUACAAUGGAAAAGGAACGCAAUCUAAAAAGUUUAAAGCACUUUUGAAAAAGCAAUCCAUCAAGCAAGGCAAAAAGUUCGAUAGCUCGAGGUCGGUGAAGGAAAUUGAUUCAUUCAUUAAAUUUCAUUCUCUCGAUACAUCAGAAUGCGUUGAAACGGAAUAUAAAACGUUCAAUGAAUUUUUUUACAGAAAACUGAAGCCUGGUAGUAGAGAACCUGAAGUGGAAAGUCCAAAAGUUCUUUUGUCUCCAGCAGAUUCUAGGUGUACCGUUUUUUCAAGCAUCAAGUCAUCUAAACAAAUAUGGAUUAAAGGUAGAAACUUCACCUUGACCAAAUUGACUGGGAACUAUCGUCCUGAGGUCUUUAACGAUCGAUCUUGUAGCAUUGGGAUUUUCCGGUUAGCUCCUCAGGAUUACCAUCGUUUUCAUUGUCCCUGCGACGGUAUCAUUGGAAAGCCGAAAUAUAUUAGCGGAGAGUAUUAUACUGUCAACCCUAUGGCUAUUCGCACAGAGCUGGACGUUUUCGGAGAAAACGUACGAGUUGUUAUCCCUAUUGAGUCUGAGCAUUUUGGGACAAUUCUUUAUAUUCCUGUUGGUGCGAUGAUGGUAGGCUCCGUCAUUCUCACAUGCAAUGAGGGAGACAAAGUUGAGAGGGGUCAGGAAUUGGGCUAUUUCAAAUUUGGAGGAUCGACUGUUCUUCUCAUUAUUCCAUCGCAGAAGAUUGAAUUUGACACUGAUUUGCUGAAGAAUUCAGAGGAGCGCAUUGAAACGCUGGUAAAAGUGGGAAUGAGUGUCGGGCAUACGCCGGAUGUCAAAGAGCAUAAGAGGGAAAAAAUUAUCAUUAGAAGCAAGGAGGAACUAGAUCGUAUCACCAGAACCAUAACUGUCACAGACGACACCGCCAAAAGUGUAAGCAACGUUUCCUGGGAGUACCAAACUUUACAAAAGCUUGCUAGUCAUAACAUUUCCUCUUCCACACCAGUCUCAUCGGAUCCAACAGAUACUGGAUUCACAGAACUAAUUAGCAUAUCAUCUGACUAA
This is a messenger RNA of Lachancea fermentati, 3201 nucleotides long. The record is from the annotation of a GenBank genome assembly. NCBI's taxonomy places the organism in Eukaryota, Fungi, Ascomycota, Saccharomycetes, Saccharomycetales, Saccharomycetaceae.